Lymnaea stagnalis (great pond snail) is the source of this 3534-nucleotide messenger RNA. The record is from the annotation of a GenBank genome assembly. NCBI's taxonomy places the organism in Eukaryota, Metazoa, Mollusca, Gastropoda, Lymnaeidae.
CACCAUUCCAUUUUCUCCCAUCAGACACUGUCUUAUCAAUCAAGCUUUUUUUUUCUUUUUUUGAUUGACAUUCGCUUCGUGACUUAAUGGCACUAUCUGGUCGGAUACUGUAACCUGUUUUGUUAACAAAAUAAUCUUAUCUUAAGUUUGAAAGUUAAGUUCAAAUCCCGAUACAUUUUUAUCAAGCCCAGCUCCUGGAUCAGCCGUUUCCGUUUCUGCGGGGCACUCUGGCCAUGUCGAUAUUCUUACUGUUUCUCGCAGCAGCAGGUACAUUUAUCACUGUAGAGAAUUGAGGGUUUUUUUUUUUUAACAAACAGCAGGUACAGUUAACACUAUAUAGCAGGCCUGCACAACAUACGGCCCGCGGGCCACUUGCGGCCCGCCAGCACCCACUUGGUGGCCCGCGAAGUAACUAAAUAAUAUUUAUUAUUAUUAUUGUAUUAAUAGCUUUCGCCCCUGUCCUAUCAUCUUUCGGCCUGCACAAGCUUUUCAUAAAGUAUUAGGGCCCAGCUUACAUUUUGAGUUGUGCAGGCCUGCUAUAGAUAAUUGAGGUUUUUUUUGUUUUUUUUAAACAGUAGGUACAGUUAACACUAUAGAGAAUUGAGGUUAUUUUAAACAAAGAUCAAAGUCUGAUUGUAACAUUAUUGACUGGGUUCUGUGUCUAAGCUUUUAUUUUUCCUGUAGUGGAUUAUGAUCAAUGUUUUCUCUGUAGACGCUCGCAAAAGAUUUUUCACCUUUUUUUUCCAGCUUGACCAAAAAAGCCAUGUUACUUGACAAAUCUAUGACAUAUUUAUGACGUUUAUAUAUAUAUAUAUAUAUAUAUAUAUGUGGCACAUGUACGACAUAUCUAUGACAUACAUAUGACAUAUUUAUGACGUUUAUAUAUAUAUAUGGCACAUGUACGACAUAUCUAUGACAUACAUAUGACAUAUCUAAGACAUAUUUAUGACGUUUAUAUAUAUAGAUGGCACAUGUACGACAUAUCUAUGACAUACAAAUGACAUAUCUAAGACAUAUUUAUGACGUUUAUAUAUAUAGAUGGCACAUGUACGACAUAUCUAUGACAUACAUAUGACAUAUCUAAGACAUAUUUAUGACGUUUAAAUAUAUAUAGAUGGCACAUGUACGACAUAUCUAUGACAUACAUAUGACAUAUCUAAGACAUAUUUAUGACGUUUAUAUAUAUAGAUGGCACAUGUACGACAUAUCUAUGACAUACAAAUGACAUAUCUAAGACAUAUUUAUGACGUUUAUAUAUAUAGAUGGCACAUGUACGACAUAUCUAUGACAUACAUAUGACAUAUCUAAGACAUAUUUAUGACGUUUAAAUAUAUAUAGAUGGCACAUGUACGACAUAUCUAUGACAUACAUAUGACAUAUCUAAGACAUAUUAUUAUAUAUGACAUAUGUACGACAUAUUUAUGACAUACAUAUGACAUAUCUAAGACAUAUUUAUGACGUUUAUAUAUAUAGAUGGCACAUGUAUGACAUAUCUAUGACAUACAUAUGACAUAUCUAAGACAUAUUAUUAUAUAUGACAUAUGUACGACAUAUCUAUGACAUACAUAUGACAUAUCUAUGGCAUUUUAAUAUCCGAUAUAAAUAGCUUGAGGGUGAUUUUUGUUUAAUGGAUAGAUUUUUGUUUAAAUCGGGGAAAACAUUACAUAACGGUAGGGACCCUAUCAUUUCAAAGGGAUUCAAUCAUUAAUUUAAGAAAUACACCAGUUAUCUUCAUAAUUUCCCCUUGGUUAAGGUGGCUCUAACUUUUACUUUCAUUAUUGUCCUGUCUUUUGGUCCAAGCUUCAACAGACCUUGCUCUAUUUCUUCUAGUUUUUAGGAACUUUCAAUGAUUAUUAAUUAGGUGGAUUACUAAAGUAAUCCUUAUAUUUGUAUGUGACCAUUCCCAUAAUUAUGCCCGUAAGUUAUUUUUUUUUUUAAUAUCAAAUAGUGAGAAAUAAAUAAAUCUAUAAUUUUUAAUAUUUAUAUUUUAAAGGAGCAAAAAAGCUAUUUUUUUUUUAAAACUUCUUGACGUCAGAUUGUUAUGAUGAUAUUUUCUCCCCAGGUGCAGCUGCUCUGCCCGCCCUGAACACUGGCGUCCCAAACCACUUUCUUUCCAAUGAAGACUUUCAGUUCCUUCAAACCCUGCCGAAGCUCAGGGCAGGCGCCCAGCUGCCCGGGUUCAAGUACAUCUACCUGGAUGCCGCCAACCACCAGCUGACCCCCAGGCUGAACACGAGUCACCUCCAGCUGGAGAUCGCGGGCUCGCCCAAGUGCUCCCAGCACGCGCUGGACGUGGCGGCGGGCGUGAUCCAGAAGAUGACCAGGUUCAUGCCGGCCAGCAUGUUCCAGACGCUGACCAGGGGGAAGGUUGGCAUCUUCACGGCCGCCGAGAAGGUGACCAUAUUCCCAGAAAAUGCUGGACUGGCGAACGGGAACUGUGGUACCUCCUGCACAGGUGAGUGACGUGAACAUUUGGGACUGAUUUUUGUGAACUGUGGUACUACCUGUACAGGUGAGUGGCAUAAAUAAACUUAUGGGACUGGCUAGCGGGAACUGUGAAAAGAUAUUAUUAAUUUCUUCAGGCCAAAGCUACUCACCAAACUAAAAAUAACUACUAAAGUAGAUCUGAACUGUCGAGGAAAAAAAAUUACAACAUUUAUGAAAAGAACGAACAUCUAUAUCAAAUGCUAUUAAAUUUAUAGAUAUACAUAUAUUGAUGUUGUUUUUUACCUGAUUUGUACGUUUACUUAAAUAUUUCUUUUAUUUUACACUUCUUAACUAUGGUUUCAUCAUGAAAAUUUUGUCAGUCCCUUAUAUUUUUUUGUUCUUAGUUUAUCUUUCACAUUUUCAAAAUAAGUGUCUAAAAAAUCAAUAUUACCCAUAUGAAACUGAUCUUCUACCAGGUACUUGCGCCCACACCUGCACAUUCGACGGCCGGAAGUGGGAGAACAUCGGUGGUCUGACCAACUCCAGGUCCGUGGUCCUCGACGACAACGUCCUGUGCUCGGCGGCCGACCCCCACCACCGCUCGGUCAACAUCAUGGUCCACGAGUUCGCCCACCUGGUCCACACCUACGCGACGACGGCCGCCAUCAAAACCCAGAUCACCAACGCGUACAACGCGGCCAAGCAGCACGCCACCUGGCAGCUCAACACCUACGCCAUGGCCAACGACCACGAGUACUGGGCCGUGGCCUCCACGUCCUUCUUCGGUGUGGACCACGACUCCAACAGCAACACGGCCGGCAUGAACAAGUGCGGGACGCUGGUCUGCCCCGAUGUGGCCCAGAUCCGGGAGCACCUCCGCCAAAAAGAUCCCGCCCUCUUCAGCAUUCUGUCCCACGUGUACGCCAACAGCAACCCGGCCAACAACCCAGGCAUACAGCGUUGUCCGUCUUCCACCGUUGUAGGGUAGACACGAUGAUCGUAUUAAAUCAAAUAAAACAGAUUUUUAAAUAUUUCUGAUGUUGGGAUAGAAAUAUGUCCCUUUAAAUAAGAUUUUUUUUAAAAAUACAUUCUAUGAUUUUUACUCUA